CCUAUCGAGUAUCGAGAAAACGCAUCUUCACUUCACAGGGAGAGCUUUUAUUUAUGUGUCUCCUUGCUUCGUCUUCUUCUUAAAACCCCUAAUUCUCACCUCUGAUUUAUUUUUGUUUCCUUCGUUAGUUUUUCUCAAAUUCGAUUCCGAAUUAGGCUCUGGGUUUUGCCCUAAUAUCCACGCACAACGCAGCAAUUUCUCCUAUGAAGAAUUCGCGAUAAGUUUCUGAUUUUGUUUGUGAGAUUGAGGAAUGGCCGCGGAAGCUGAGCGAGAGGAGGCUGAAGCAGUAGGAGUGGAGAGAACGGAGGUUGAGGCUGGGAGGGACAGAGAGGCGGUCGGAGGAGGUGCGGUAGAGGAGGUGGAAGUGGAGAAGGAAGAGGAGGAGGAUGCCAAAUUGGAGGGAGAGGGAGUCGCAUUGGAGAAAGCCGAGGUCGAAUUAGAGAGAGAAGAGAUCAAAGAGGAGACGGAGGAGGCUCUCACUGAGGCCAAGGCUGAGGUAGAGGCCGAGGCGGCGGAGUCGGAUUUGAAUGUGAAGGACAUGGUUGAUCAGAGCUUGGAGAGUAGUGAUGCGGCGGAGGAGGGGAAGGGGAGUGAAGCAGAGGUAGAGGAGGCGAAUGUGAGCGACUCGGUGGGUGAGAGUAAGGAGAGUGAAGCUGUGGAGGAGGAGAAGGAGGCUAUUGUGAGUGACAUGGUAGAUGAGACUGUUGAGAGUGAGGCGGUUGGGGAGGGGAAGGAAGCUGCGGCUGAGGGACCUGAGGCUAAUGUGGCUGUGAUGAGUGAUGAGAUUGUUGAGACUACUGCGGCGGAAGUGUCUGAGGUAGAGAGAGAUGAGGUAAAUCGGAACGAGGUGGUUAGUGAGGUUGUUGGGACUGAGGUAGCUGGGGAGGAGGGACAAGAAGCUGAAGUAGUGGGACGUGAGGAUAAUGUGGCCAUGGAGGCUGACGAGGCGGUGGAGGUGGGACAAGAGGCAGAAGUGAAGGGAGAUGAGGGGAAUUUGAAGGUGAAUGACGUGGUUGAAGAUGCUAUUGAGACUCAGGUGUCGGGGGAAGAGGAAAAAGAGGCUGGAGUAGAGGGACAGGAGUUGAAUGCGACAAUGACCGAUACACUUGCUGAGGCCAUUGAGACUGCGGCUGUGGAGAGGGCAGAUGUGAGUGAUGAUGUAAUGGAGGAGACAACGGAGGCAGGGGAGAAUGAGGCAGCAGAGGAAGGGGCAGAAGAAAUGGAGGCGGGCGAGAUGGGGGCAGCAGAGGAAGGAGCAGAAGAAAUGGAAGCGGACGAGAUGGGGGCAGCAGAGGAAGGAGCAGAAGAAAUGGAGGCGGAAGAGAUGGAGGCAGCAGAGGAGGAAGACUUAGAAGACAAUAAUACUGUUAGUGAUGGUGGAAAGAGGAAGCGCCGAAAAAGUUCUAAGGCGCCAUCCUCUGAAAGAGUCAUGUCGAAAAGGAAGGAAGAGGAUGUCUGCUUCAUUUGUUUUGAUGGGGGUGAGCUUGUGCUCUGUGACCGGAGGGGAUGUCCCAAGGCAUAUCAUCCUUCCUGUGUUAAUCGCGAUGAGGCGUUCUUUCGGUCCAAGGGUCGAUGGAAUUGUGGGUGGCACCUUUGUAGCAACUGUGAGAAGAAUGCUCAGUACAUGUGUUACACAUGCACCUUUUCACUGUGCAAGGCGUGUACCAAAGAUGCUGUUAUCUUUUGCGUUAAAGGAAACAAAGGCUUUUGCGAGACAUGCAUGAAAACUGUUAUGUUGAUUGAAAAGAAUGAGCAUGGAAACAAGGACAAGGAAGCAGUAGAUUUUGAUGAUAAAAGCAGCUGGGAGUACCUCUUCAAGGAUUAUUGGAUAGACUUAAAGGAGAGGUUAUCUCUAACGCUUAAAGAUCUUUCACAGGCCAAGAAUCCAUGGAAAGGAUCAGCUGUACAUGCUAAUAAACAUGGGUCACAUGAUGAACCUUAUGAUGCUAGUAAUAAUGGAGGGUCUGAUUCUGAUAAUUCUGAGAAUUUGGAUUUGACUAACUCUAAAAGAAGAAAGGGUAAAAAACGGCUGAAGACACGUGCGAAGGGUAAAAAUUCAUCAAGUCCAGCAAGUGGUUCUGGAGGCCGAUCUGCAGAUGAGUAUACAAACUGGGCAUCAAAAGAACUUUUGGAGUUUGUUAUGCAUAUGAGAAAGGGUGACAGUUCUGCUUUAUCUCAGUUUGAUGUUCAGGCUCUCCUGCUAGAAUAUAUAAAAAGGAACAAACUUCGUGACCCUCGCCGGAAAAGUCAGAUAAUCUGUGAUAUUAGGCUUCAAAGUUUAUUUGGAAAACCGCGUGUUGGGCAUUUCGAAAUGUUGAAGCUUCUUGAAUCUCACUUUUUUAUGAAAGAGGAUUCUCAGAUUGAUGAUCUUCAGGGAAGUGUUGUUGAUACUGAAGGUCAGUUGGAGGCUGAUGGGAAUUCUGAUACCCCGGCAAAAGCCAGCAAGGACAAGAAACGUAAACGUAAAAAGGGGGAACCUCAAUCUAAUGUUGAGGAUUUUGCAGCCAUUGAUAUUCACAACAUUAGUUUAAUUUACUUGAGGCGUAAUUUGGUGGAAGAUCUACUUGAAGAUUUGGACAACUUCCAGGAAAAGGCUGUUGGUUCUUUUGUCAGAAUUAGAAUUUCUGGUAGUGGUCAAAAGCAGGAUUUGUAUAGGCUGGUCCAAGUUAUAGGUACUUGCAAAGCUGCUGAGCCAUAUAAAGUUGGUAAAAGGAUGACCGACAUCUUACUAGAGAUUUUAAACUUAAACAAGACAGAGAUCGUUACAAUUGAUAUCAUCUCAAACCAAGACUUCACUGAGGAUGAAUGCAAACGACUGCGACAGAGCAUCAAAUGUGGACUUAUCAAUCGGCUGACCGUGGGUGACAUUCAAGGAAAAGCAGUUGUACUUCAACCGGUCAGAGUCAAAGAUUGGUUGGAAACGGAGACAGUGCGACUUCAACACCUUUGUGAUCGAGCUAGUGAAAAGGGUCGCCGGAAAGAGCUUAGAGAAUGUGUGGAGAAGCUGCAGCUUUUAAAGACCCCUGAGGAACGCCUGCGUAGACUGGAGGAAACUCUAGAAAUACAUGCAGAUCCAAAUAUGGAUCCAAAUUAUGAGUCCGAGGAAGAUGAAGAUGAAGGAGGUGAUAACAGACAAGAAAAUUAUAGCAGGCCAACAGGGUCUGUCUUUGGUAGGAAGGGGAGGGAGCCCAUUUCCCCACGAAGAGGUGGAUCUUCUUUAAAUGAUUCCUGGAGUGGAACAAGGAACUUUUCUAACAUGAAUCGUGACUUUGGCAGAAGCAUGUCUAGUAAAGGAAUGUUCAACAAAGCAGAGCCUACAACUGGAUCUGGUGAGAUUGUGAAUGAUACAUGGGGUCAAGGAAGAGAAACACCACAAACAAACCACUGGGAGAACAAACAAAAUAUAUCCAGUCUAGAAACAGGUGGUAGAAGUACACAGUCUGCGGUAACAUCUGACACGUCUCCUGCUGGUGCACCAGAAAAUAGAGUGGUACCUCUUUCCACGGGAGUGACCCACUCUGUGGCCAAUAUCAAUGAAACUGAAAAAAUAUGGCAUUAUCAGGAUCCGUCUGGGAAAGUCCAAGGGCCAUUUUCCAUGGUACAGCUGCGUAAAUGGCACAACACUGGCUAUUUUCCUUCCAACUUGAGAGUGUGGAAGAACACCGAUAAACAAGAAGAUGCUAUAUUAGUUUCUGAUGCAUUGGUGGGUAAGUUUCAGAAAGACCCCUCAAUGCCAAAGGCUCAAAUGGUGCAUGAUAUCCAUCUGACGCCUCCAAGUUCUGGAAAAGCUCAAGGAGCUCAAUCACAGCAGAGGUCAGAUAGCCAAGGAGCCAGCUGGGAAGCUCAUGAAAUUAAUUCAUCGAUAGGCAGGGGUACUCCAUCAUCAGUUGAGGUUCCAAAGUAUUCCUCAGAUGGGUGGGGUACGUCAAAUUUUCCUUCACCUACUCCAUCUCAAACUCCCAUUACUGGCGCAAAGAGGCAGGUUUAUGAAAAUAAUUGGUCAGCCAGUCCAGGAGGCAAUGCAGCAGUGCAAUCUCAAGCAGUUCUUACUCCAACCAGUCCUGGUAUGACUGCAGCACCUAAUUCUCUUCAAAUGCAUGGCCAAGGAACAGUGACUGGACCGGUAGUGGCCAAUGCCUCAAUGAAACCAUUACCUGAUGUGCAAAACAUUGUUUCAAAUCUGCAAAAUCUGGUUCAGUCAGUGACUAGUCGCACUACUACUAGUGAUAAUCGGACGUGGAGUUCUGGUACCGUACCUGGAAAUGAAUCUCAACCUUGGGGAGGUGCUCCAUCCCAAAAGAUAGAACCGAAUAAUGCUACUAAUGUCCCUGCCCAACAUCCAGCCCAUGGUUACUGGCCUUCUACUAACAAUGGUACCUCAUCUGUUAAUACAGGAAACUCAGCCGGAAAUUUCCCAGCACAAGGGUUCUCGGGUGUCCCAAACUCUGAUGCAUGGAGACCUCAAGUUCCCAGUAAUCAAUCAUACAUUCAGCCUCCGGCACAACCUCAGGUACCUUGGGGCUCAACUGUAUCUGAUAACCAAAGUGCCAUGCCAAGAAUGGGGCAGGAGAGUCAAAAUUCUGGAUGGGGGCCAGUGGCAGGAAAUCAAAACGCGGCCUGGGGAGGACCAGUACCAGGAAAUACAAACAUGAAUUGGGUUGGUCCCAGUCAGGGACCAGGAUGGUCUGCAUCUGGUCAAGGUCCAGUACGUGGAAACGCAGUUCCCAGUUGGGCUCCCCCACCUGGUCAAGGACCGCAAUCCGGAAGCGUUUGGGCCCCUCCAUCUGGUCAAGUGUCAGCUCUUGGGAAUCCAAAUUCUGGUUGGUCUGCUCCCACUGCAAAUCAACCUCAGAAUGGAGACAGGUUCUCAAAUCAAAGGGAUCACAGUUCUCACGGUGGAGAUUCUGGUUUUGGUGGGGGAAAGCCUUGGAAUAGGCAGCCAUCAUUUGGUGGUGGUGGUGGAGGAGGUUCUUCUAGACCUCCCGUCAAAGGGAGAGUGUGCAGGUACUACGAGAGUGGGCAUUGCAAAAAGGGCGCAGCUUGUGAUUAUCUCCACCCUGACCAGUAAAAGUUUUGGCACUCGUAGCAGCAGAGCAGUAAUACUGUACAGUAGUAUCUCCCACUGUGGAUUUUUUUUUUAAUUUUGUAUAAGCCUCUUCAUAUAUUAUAAUGGCGGCAGUUUAGUGUUUUGCUUAAUUUUCUUCCCCUUUUAGCGCGUAGAACCUUAAUUAUGAUAGAAAGUGUAGUUUUGGUAGAUUAGUGGAUGGUGAUUCAGAGGUGGGAUCAUCUUAAUACUAACUAGCCAUCUGUGUUUUUUCUUAAUGUUAAUUGACAUUCAAAGUUUGGGAGGGUGUUUAUGCCAUUUGAAACUGCAAAUUCC
This is a messenger RNA of Argentina anserina (silverweed cinquefoil), 5380 nucleotides long. RefSeq names its product zinc finger CCCH domain-containing protein 19. NCBI's taxonomy places the organism in Eukaryota, Viridiplantae, Streptophyta, Magnoliopsida, Rosales, Rosaceae. The record is from RefSeq and is a predicted model, not a curated record. The coding region runs from base 251 to 5068 and encodes 1605 amino acids. Gene Ontology annotation, molecular function: RNA polymerase II C-terminal domain phosphoserine binding; DNA binding; metal ion binding. Gene Ontology annotation, cellular component: Cdc73/Paf1 complex. The transcript is spliced from 10 exons.